AUGUCGUCUACUUCAACUCAGACCCGUACAGAAUGGUCUGUAGAGUACGACACAGUCAGGCGUCACCGACUGUUCAGAAAUACCCCCAAAGAUCACAGUGCCUUCCCCGCCCUUAAAGCCGCCGUCAAACCGCAUGUCGAAUCAUUCAAUGCGCUGUGGGAUGAAGGAUUGAUUGAUGCAGGCCUCAAAGACAUUGGCAUACAUACAGUUGUCGAUGGAGAUCCGCGGAAUCCACGUCCAGCAGAGGCUCACAACAAGCUCGAUCUGAGAGUGACCGGAGUGAUACUUGACAAACCUGUCCUUCCCAGUUCAAACAAAUACAGCAUACAAGAUCGAAAUAUCUACCCUUCCGAAUGUCGAGAGAGGCAUGCUACCUACCGAGGAAAGUUAGGAGCCCGGUUACAGUACCGAGUAAAUAGUGGCGAAUGGAGAGAAUCGGUGCGAGAUGUUGGUCAGAUGCCCAUUAUGCUGCGGUCCAGCAAGUGUCACCUGGAGAAAUUUUCUCCCGCAGAAAUGGUUCAUCACAAGGAAGAGUCUGAAGAGUUGGGCGGAUAUUUCGUUGUGAACGGCAAUGAGAGGCUUAUACGAAUGUUGAUUGCGAAUAGGAGGAACUAUCCCAUGGCAAUUUCACGGAAUGCCUUCACCGCAAGAGGACCGACGUUUUCGAAAUUUGGUAUUUCAAUUCGCUCGGUAAGACCCGAUCAGACAUCGCAAACCAAUGUCCUUCAUUAUUUGACCGAUGGAAACGUCACUUUCAGAUUCUCAUGGAGGAAGAAUGAAUACCUGGUGCCUGUGGUCAUGAUUCUGAAGGCUUUGGUGGAGACCAACGACCGAGAGAUCGCUGAAGGAAUCAUCGGCUCAUCCUCCAACAGUACUCCGAAUUCUUUUGUCUCUGACCGGACUGAACUCCUCCUACGGACGUACAAGGCGUACAAUCUGAAGACCAGAGCUCAAACGCUCGCAUAUCUAGGGGAGAAAUUUCGACCUGUGCUCAUGAACCCGAUAACAGUGUCGGAUGAAAAGCUGGGCGAGGAGUUCUUGAGAAAAAUCGUCCUACCACAUCUAGGAAACGUCGAUGUAACUCCUGCCCAGAAUAACGACAAGUUCCAACUGAUGCUUUUCAUGAUCAGGAAGCUCUAUGCUCUCGCAGCGGGCGAUUGUGCUCUGGACAAUCCGGAUGCGGUGUCAAAUCAGGAAAUUCUACUGGGAGGCUUUCUCUGCGGCAUGAUAUUGAAAGAAAGUGUCUACGAUUGGAUGGUUAACAUUGGAACAGCCGCCCGAGAUUGGGUCAGAACCAAAAACGGGGCCAAAUUCACCGACCCAGCUUUCGAAACCGAUUUUCUUCCCAAAAUAGUUCGGAGAACGAAUGAAAACCUGGCGGGGAAGCUGGAGUAUUUCCUUUCUACGGGGAACCUCGUCAGUCAGACUGGUCUGGAUCUGUCACAGACCUCGGGGUUUACGAUUGUCGCGGAAAAGAUCAAUUUUUAUCGAUUUCUUAGCCAUUUCAGAUGUAUACACCGAGGCACUUUCUUUGCACAGUUGAAAACAACUACUGUCAGAAAGCUGCUCCCUGAAAGUUGGGGGUUUCUCUGUCCCGUCCAUACUCCUGACGGAUCUCCUUGUGGUCUUUUGAAUCAUUUGGCCCAUCAAUGCCAGGUUCAGAUCAAAAAAUUAGAUACUUCUGGAAUUGAGAAAGCCCUCGUCCAACUUGGUCUUUCUUCUGUACCCGCCAUGGCCGUUGAAAAUAGUCUGUCCGUUCAAUUGGAUGGGCGAAUAUUAGGGUACUGUCCGGCUAGACGGGCAAAAGAGAUUGCACAGCUCCUGCGACAUUGGAAGGUCAAUGGAGAGAAUAGCAUUCCCAAUGAACUCGAGAUCGGGCAUGUUCCGACUUCAAAUGGCGGUCUUUAUCCUGGUCUGUACCUCUUCACUGAUCCUUCCCGCAUGUUGCGGCCGGUGAAAUAUCUCCCAUCAGACAAACUCGAUUAUGUUGGACCGUUUGAGCAACAAUACAUGAAUAUUGCCUGUGUGGGUGCUGAUAUCAUCCCUAAUCUGACGACGCAUAUCGAAUACAAACCUACCAACAUUCUAUCAAUCCUGGCCAAUAUGACCCCUUUCUCAGAUUUCAAUCAAUCCCCCCGAAACAUGUACCAAUGCCAAAUGAGUAAACAAGCCAUGGGGACUCCAUCAUCCAACCUAAUGUGUCGGACCGACAACAAAGCUUUCCUAUUGCAAACAGGGCAAACCCCCGUUGUCAGACCACCUCUGUAUAACGAAUACGGACUAGACAAUUUCCCCAACGGAAUGAAUGCCGUUGUCGCCGUCAUUUCCUAUACGGGCUACGACAUGGACGACGCGAUGAUUAUCAACAAAUCAUCCCAUGAGCGAGGUUUCGGUGAUGGCGUCAUUUACAAGACGAAAGUGUACGAGCUCAACGAAAAAUCUCGUUUAAGUCGAUCCAAGACCGAAAUCAAAUCACUAUUUGGCUUUGCUGAGGGCGACCCAAACAUUUCCAAGGAAGCCAUCAGUAAUCUCGACCCUGAUGGGUUGCCCGCGAUCGGAACCAAAGUCAGAGAAAAUUCAAUAGUCCUGGCAUAUCAUAGCGUCAUGUUUGAUCCGUCGGAGGCCCGAUUGAGAAAUCUGGACGGGAACACCAGUUACUUCAAAUACAAGGACACCGAAGAAGCGUACAUCGAUCAGAUUCGAUUGAUUGGCUCGGAAUCCGGUGAUCAGCCGUGUCAGGCAGUCAGCAUCAAAUACCGAAUUCCUCGAAGACCCGUUAUCGGAGACAAGUUUUCUUCACGGCACGGUCAAAAGGGGGUCUGUUCUAUGCUGUGGCCAAGUCAAGACAUGCCGUUCAGCGAAUCUGGAAUCCAGCCCGACGUCAUCAUCAAUCCGCACGCUUUCCCGUCUCGAAUGACCAUCGGCAUGUUCGUUGAGUCGCUGGCCGGUAAAUCCGGUGCACUUCACGGUUUGGCGCAAGAUUGUACUCCCUUUUCCUUUGACGAAGACAAUACGGCCGGCAACUUUUUUGGUGAACAGCUCAGACAGGCAGGGUACAAUUUCUACGGAAACGAGCCCAUGUAUUCUGGAGUCACGGGCAAAGAGUUCGCAGCUGACAUAUACAUUGGCGUCGUGUACUACCAGCGCCUAAGACAUAUGGUCAGCGACAAGUUCCAAGUGCGGACGACCGGCCCCGUCAACGCUCUGCACGGUCAACCGAUCAAAGGGCGGAGUAAAGGUGGUGGUAUCCGUGUGGGAGAAAUGGAGCGCGACUCUUUAAUAGCCCAUGGCUGUGCGUACUUGCUUCAAGACCGUCUGAUGGAUUGCUCCGACAAGCAGCGUGCCUGGGUGUGUCGGUCGUGCGGCAGUCUCUUGGCCACGAUGAUGAUCCCGAACCAGUUCUCUGUGGGCAAGAAAGGAGGAAGAGUCGAGCCGAGUGGUGUGGUUAGGUGUCGUGCGUGUGCGAGGGAGGCGAGGCUAGAGGAUAGUAAGUUGGAUAUCUGGGAGGAUGGGGCCGGGAGGAGGCUUGUCGGUGGCGAUAAUACGACCGUCGUCAAUGUUCCGGGUGUCUUGAGGUAUUUGGAUGUCGAACUUGCGGCUAUGGGCGUGAGGACCACGUUUCAGAUUGAAGCAUAG
Rhinocladiella mackenziei CBS 650.93 is the source of this 3636-nucleotide messenger RNA. RefSeq lists its product as uncharacterized. Gene Ontology annotation, cellular component: RNA polymerase I complex; nucleus. The coding region runs from base 1 to 3636 and encodes 1211 amino acids. The record is from RefSeq and is a predicted model, not a curated record. Gene Ontology annotation, biological process: DNA-templated transcription. The transcript has a single exon. Lineage: Eukaryota; Fungi; Ascomycota; Eurotiomycetes; Chaetothyriales; Herpotrichiellaceae. Gene Ontology annotation, molecular function: DNA binding; DNA-directed RNA polymerase activity; ribonucleoside binding.